Messenger RNA from Lotus japonicus, 1424 nucleotides. RefSeq names its product pectinesterase PPME1-like. The transcript is spliced from 4 exons. Gene Ontology annotation, molecular function: pectinesterase activity. The record is from RefSeq and is a predicted model, not a curated record. Bases 22 to 1122 code for a protein of 366 amino acids. NCBI's taxonomy places the organism in Eukaryota, Viridiplantae, Streptophyta, Magnoliopsida, Fabales, Fabaceae. Gene Ontology annotation, biological process: cell wall modification.
AGCAAAUCAAGAACUGGAAACAUGGCUUCAAAAACCAAAAUUUGCAUUAUUCAAGUGGUUUUCAUAGCUUUUCUCAUAGCUGAUGUUGUUCGAUGCGAUGACAAUGUGCCAGUUCCUGCAGAUAAGGCUCAAAUUGACAAAUGGUUCAGUGAAAAUGUUGGACCCUUAGCUCAGAGGAAGGCUACCCUGGACCCUGCACUAGUGGCGGCGGAGGAUGGUACUCCUAAGGUUGUGAAGGUUAAGCCAGAUGGAAGCGGCGAUUUCAAGACGAUCACAGAGGCCAUUAACAGCAUUCCUAUUGCGAACGCCAAGCGUGUGAUUGUGUACAUUGCAGGCGGAAAUUAUAAUGAGAAAGUGAAAAUUGAUAGAGGAAAGCCAUUUAUUACCUUUUAUGGAGAACCAGGGAACAUGCCAAACUUGACAUAUGGGGGCACUGCAAAACAAUAUGGCACUCUUGACAGUGCUACAUUGAUCGUUGAAUCGGAUUACUUUGUGGCCACUAACAUCAUCUUCUCGAACUCUGCACCAAAACCUGAUGGAAAGCAGGGCCAACAAGCCGUAGCAUUGAGAAUUACUGGUGACAAGGCAGCAUUUUAUAAUUGCAAGUUUUUUGGAUUCCAGGACACGGUGUGUGAUGAUAGGAAUAAGCAUUUUUUCAAAGAUUGCUUAAUUCAAGGCACCGUGGACUUUGUUUUUGGAAGUGGGAAGUCUCUAUAUUUGAGGUCUGAGCUGAGCGUGCUCGGCGAUGGCCAGAUGUCAUUUAUAGCAGCACAAGCAAGAAAAAACAAUGUAGACGAUGAAGGCUUCACAUUUGUCCAUUGCGACAUCACCGGAACCGGGAAUGGAACCUACUUGGCAAGAGCAUGGAUGUCUCAUUCUAGAGUGAUCUAUGCUUACUGCAGUAUGUCUGAUGUUGUGAAUGAUGCCGGGUGGAGUGACACCAUGAGCGCGGACUAUGGCGAUACUGUGUUUUUUGGAGAGUACAAGAACUCAGGACCUGGUGCAGAUGUUAAGGGGCGACCCGAGUAUGUGAAGCAGCUAAGUGAUGCUGAUGUCAAACCUUUCAUUACGCUUGCUUCGAUUGAAGGUUCCAAAUGGCUACUUCCUCCGCCAAAAGUCUAGUUGAUCAAUUACCACAUCUAAUUGUCUGUAUGGUUUCCUCUAUUUUAUGAGAGGGUUUUCAAUUACCAUAUUUAAUUAUCACAUUCUUACUAUAUACUAUAUAUAUAUAUGGCAAUAAUAUUGGUCAUGCACCCUACAUUUUGUUAUAGUGGCAGUGAAUUAGGAAAAGGCUCUGCUGAUAAAGUUGUUGGUGCUGGUAAUUUAUAAUUGUUUUUAGUUUCAAGUUUCAACAUUGUAAUAAUGAGGAGGUAAUAUACCAUGUAAAUUUCAAUGAGGAAUGCACUAUUUUAUUUUCUUGUAAA